This is a messenger RNA of Coniophora puteana RWD-64-598 SS2, 435 nucleotides long. RefSeq lists its product as uncharacterized. NCBI's taxonomy places the organism in Eukaryota, Fungi, Basidiomycota, Agaricomycetes, Boletales, Coniophoraceae. The annotation marks the transcript as partial. The record is from RefSeq and is a predicted model, not a curated record. The transcript has a single exon.
GACAAGAUUCCGGAUGGAGGAACCAUUGCGAGCGUGAUACUGUCAACAGACAAAACACAGCUGUCGUCCUUUCGUGGUGAUAAGGUUGCUUACCCUGUGUAUCUAACUCUGGGGAAUAUAGCAAAAGGUGUCCGCCGUCAGCCAUCAAAACAUGCCACAGUGUUGAUUGGAUAUCUGCCUACCACAAAACUCUCGACAUUCGAAAACCCGUCUCUUGCUGCGUAUCGACUCUUUCAUUAUUGCAUGCGGCAAAUCCUCCGAUCCCUCACUGACGCUGGCCAGCGUGGAGUUGAGAUGACGUGUGCGGAUGGCUACAUUCGUCGAGUGUUCCCGAUCCUGGCUGCGUACAUUGCAGACCACCCAGAGCAGUGCCUAGUCGCUUGCUGCAUGCAGAAUCGAUGUCCCAAGUGCUUGGUGGGCCGAGACAAUCGCGGG